UGUUGUGAGCGUGCCAAUUAACUCUUGGUUUAUUCAUGUUCCCGUGCGCGGGCAGCGGCUCCGGAGCUAGCCGACAAGCUAGCUAGCAAAUUAUACCAAAAUGCACAUCUGUCCGCCGGCCGAGAUGACGCCCUGAGGGUCGGAGAACUGUCUGCGAGAGGCGAUGCCGUUCGUGGAUGAAUAGCGGGAGAAUUUCGGCUCGUUUUAAUGACCCGUAACUGCCAUUUUUUCGGCCCCCGGAGCCACAGUGCCCGAACAAGAGAAGCACCCGAGCACGGAUGUGAGGAAGGGACCUAACGCUACCCGGGGGAGCGGUUAACCUGCUGGCUUUUUAUCGGGAGACACUCGGCGGGCUUGACUAGACGUUCCAGAUAACUCUUGAAGGGAACGGAUAAAGUGAAAGAAGUGGAUUUCCUUAAAGCUCUCCACACAGCUGUUCUCAUCUAUACCUGGCUGUCUUAAAUCCUCCGUCACGGCCCCCUCACCGAGCACCGUCUACGGUUCUUCAGUGCCACUUGCAGACAUGGAUUGGGCCACUCCAGCUGCCAAACUGAACCCCUACAGCCGAGCUCGUAUGACCGAGGCCUGGCAGCAGCAUGCGGUCGCUCCGCCACCAGUGGUCCACACCAUCCCUCCAGGAGCUGAGAACGCGUUGGGCUGCGCUGUGUACGGCAUCGUCCUGCAGCCGGAUGCUACGUCUCUACAGCAGCAGCAGCAGCAGCAGAACCAGCACGGACAGCACAGCCAGCACAACCAGCAGCAUGGAGGCGGACAGCACGGCCAGCAGCAGCACCCUGCCCAGGCCCAGCAGACCUCCCUGCAGGUCGGGGCGGAGGGGGGCCACAAGUGUGGGGCUUGUGGACACGAUAUCUCCCACCUGGCAAACCCUCACGAACAUCAGUGCAUGGUGAGUCAGGACCGGUCGUUCCAGUGCACCCAGUGCAUGAAGAUUUUCCACCAAGCGACGGACUUGCUGGAGCACCAGUGUGUUCAGGUGGAGCAGAAGCCGUUUGUGUGCGGAGUUUGUAAGAUGGGCUUCUCUCUGCUCACCUCUCUAGCUCAGCACCACACAUCACACAACAGCACCAACCCCAUGAAGUGUUCCAUAUGCGAGAAGACAUACCGGCCCGGUUCUUCUGGCAACGCCACGCCCAACUCCUCCAACAGUUCCCAGCAGGCCAGCAGCGACGGGGCGUCGGCCAGCAGCAGUUCGUCCAUCCUCCCCUUCCCCUCGGCCCGAGACCGGCCGUACAAAUGCUCCGUUUGCCAGAAAGGCUUCAAGCACCUGUCAGAACUCACGCGACACGAGCGGGUGCACACGGGAGAGAAACCCUUCAAAUGUGACACAUGCGACAAGGCCUUCAGCCAGUCGUCGCACCUGCAGCACCACCAGCGAACGCACAGCAACGAGCGGCCUUUCAAGUGCGCCGUUUGCGAAAAGAGCUUCAAGCACCGCUCCCACCUGGUACGCCACAUGUACGUACACUCCGGCGAGCACUUAUUCAAAUGCAACUUAUGCGAGCUGCACUUCAAGGAGUCGUCGGAGCUCCUGCACCACCCCUGUCACCCGCAGGGCUCUCGGCCGUUCCGCUGCGCCACCUGCGGUAAGGGUUUCAAGCGGCCGUCGGACCUCCGGCAACACGAGCGAACGCACUCUGAGGAGCGUCCCUUCCACUGUGAUGAGUGUCAGAUGAGCUUCAAGCAGCAGUACGCGCUCGUACGCCACAGACGCACUCACAAAGACCCCACCGACCGGCCGUUCAAAUGCAAUCUGUGCGACAAGGGCUUCAUGCAGCCCUCCCACCUCCUCUACCACCAGCACGUCCAUGGCAUGGACAACCUGUUCAAGUGCGCCUCAUGCCAGAAGGAGUUCAGCCAGUCAGGGGAGCUGCUCAGACACAAGUGUGGCGAGUCAUCCAACACCUCGCCAGACAAGCCGUACAAGUGUGAUGUUUGUGGUAAAGGUUACAAGAAGAGCUCCACAUUGCAGCGUCACCAGAACUCACACUGCCAAGAGAAGCCGCUCAAGUGCUCGCUGUGCGACCGCCGCUUCCUGUCCUCAUCAGAGUUCGUCCAGCAUCGCUGCGACCCGUCGAGGGAAAAGCCGCUCAAGUGCCCGGACUGCGAGAAACGUUUCAAGUACUCGUCGGACCUGAACCGACACCGGCGCGUGCACACGGGCGAGAAGCCGUACAAAUGUGGCCACUGCAACAAGGGCUUCAAACAGCGCGAGCACUUGACCAAACACCAGAGCACGCACUCCAGAGAGGGCCAGUUCAAGUGUGUUUGGUGUGGAGAACGUUUCAGUGACUUGGGCUCUUUGCAGGAUCACACGGUGCAGCACACGGCCGACGGAGGCGGUUACUCCGUUCCUCAGUGCUUAUAAACCCUCGGACUUUUCUCUCCAAACAGACAGAAACCCUGAAACACGCUGUCCUCUUGUUUGUCUUUUCUGGGUGAUUUCUUAACAUGAGUCACAUCCACAGGAUAGUCUCGAGCCGUUGUCCUUGCUUUCAUUCCCUCUCUGCCACAUCAGGUCAUUGUUGCUCUGCUAACCUGCUCUGUUAUCUUCCCUUCAACUCUGUCAUUCCAUGAAAGAGGAGGAACUUUUUCUGUCUUCUUAUUUUUUAUGCCCCACAUUCAACAGUAAAAAAGGCCACGACCACUAAAUUCAAUCAUGCUUCCUUCCUGGUGCCAUAAUGCAGGUCAAUAUAACAAAUAAGUCCCCACUGAUUUCCUCCUCUGCAGAAUUUAGAAUGCUUCCUGAUCAUCUUGGCAAAACUUUAGAGCCUUUGUUGUUGUUGGUUUUUUUUAAAGCAGUUUGACAGGAAGUCUUUUUUAAAUCAUUCCCUUGUUUUAUCUUUCCCUCUCAUCUCAUCUCCUCAGUUUCCUCCCUGCAUCAUCUCUUUUUCUCCCUGUCUCCAUCUUUAGCUGUUUAGUAUUGGAAGCCUUGAAAGUCACAUUUUGUUUUUGGGGCGAACUACGAAGCAAGUUUGACACAGAGGCUUUUCUUGUGUAAGCUGAAUCGACAAAACUUAAAAUUUUCAUCAGAAAUCAGAAGUAUCGUGGUGGUGGAGGCUUACUUUGUUAACCUGGUUUCUUUCUUUAGAAUCUCACGUAAAAUGUGGGUUUCAUGCUUUAUAUGACUCUUCUUCUGGACACAACUGACCAAUCAUGUGCCGCCUACUUCAGUCUGACAAACAGGUUGCUUUAAUGAAAAAUGUAAAACACUUUUACUACAAAUAAUACAGAAGCCGAAUACUGGUACAAAACUGUUAAACAUGUACGUUAAUGUAUUUAUUUUCCCACACAGAAAUUCUCAGUGUGUUCACUUAUUUCUAACAGGACAGCAACGUAUUUUAGUUUUCAAUUUAUUUAUUAGUUUACUUUGCAAGGACAGCGCACGAUUAAAAGUAAGUGAACAGAGUUAGCUAGCAGCUAAUUCGUAUCUGUUGAACGGAAUAGAAUAGAAUCACUUUAUUCAUCCCCAAAGGGAAAUUCAGUAAUUUGAUAUAUAAUUUAAGAUUUGAUACAAAUCACAUUAGUUUUUGGCCAAAUUAAAGCUAAACUUAUACUCUCCAAUGAAUACCAAUAAAAUGAUCAGUUUUCUAAACCGUGUUCAAUGAGUUGCAGAACCAGAGGUGUUUAAAGAAAGUUAGCUUCUGGCAGGAAAACACAUUAAUGCAGUUUUAAAUCACUAACUGAAUGUGUGUAAAGUCUUGUGGCAACACAACAUUCAGUUUGUGUAGCUGUACGGCUUCAUUUAGCGGUGUUAUUAGCAUAACGCAUAAUAAUGCUUUUUACAACCAAUUUAAAUGCCAACGCUGAACAGAAAGUCCUCCAGAGCAGGUUAGCUGUGUGAUAUCAGUUUCCAUGGCAAUCCAGCUGUGUAACAUCAGUUACCAUGGUGAUCCAGCUGUUCAGCAUCAGUUACCAUGGUGAUCCAGCUGCGCAGCAUCAGUUACCAUGGUGAUGUAGUUGUGCAGCAUCAGUUACCAUGGCGAUCCAGCUGUGCAGCAUUGGUUACCAUGGUGAUGUAGUUGUGCAGCAUCAGUUACCAUGGUGAUCUAACAGGUUAAAACAGUUUUAAUCUCCACAUGCUUCGCUAACGUGUUAUUCUUGCUUUGUAGUUCAGCCUCAUGUGAAGAAAGACCCAAACAGUCAAACCUAAGCAAUGUAUCAGCCUCUCUUCUUCCACUUCCUUCUGUGUUUUAGUGUUUAUGCUUCUUAUUUUAGAAGUUGCCUGUAAACUCCUCAACUUAUGUGAAGCAACACAGUAUAAUUUUGGGACUGUAUCGUCCUGCAAUGAAAUAAUUGUCCUGAUUUAAACCAAAAGACGAACUGACCAGCCGAAGUUAACCACCAGUUUGGUUAAUAUCGAUCUCCAACACAAACUUUUAGAUAAAAAAACAUUUCACUUGUCAUUGUUCCUGCAGAGGUCAGCGCUGUUAGACGUCUGUGUCCUGAAAACGUCCGACGUUCUGUUUCCUGUCUCAGCCUGUACAUACUGUGUGAGUGUACUUAGCCAGACGAGUUGGAAACUUGUCUUUCUUAAACAAACGGGGAAAAAAUGUAUUGAACAGUUUUGUAUUCUUGCUACUUUCUACCAUGUGAAAUGUUUUGACAAAAUGCUCUUUUUUUGGUUGUUUUUUAUGUAGUCCACAUAGUGACUGUGCCAGUAUGUCACGGGGAAUCUCAAAGAGAAACCUGCGCGUGAGUCUGAGUGCGUGAAUGUAAAAAAAAAGUAACGUAUUUCUGUCAAACAGGGAAAUUCAGACUGAAGAGAAUUGUAGUGGAACAUGUUUCAACAGACCUGCGCCUUUCUCUAUGUGUGUGUGUCUUUCUUUUAAACGACUAACCGUACUGGUCUGUCUGUGAGCUGUUUCUGCAGGUUUUCCGUGUUCAGUAUUUUUGAAAUGAUUCUGUUUUCUCCUGUUUCACGUCGACGUCGUGUCUGUUGGGUUCGAGUGAAUGACGCCCUCCUCCUCUCUGAAUGCUAUGAGAUUCUAGUCGCGCUUAAGAAGCCUGGAGUUGGUUUACAUGAAACGCCAUUGCUCCUUUUUUAAUUUUACCUUGUUUGUCUUCGUUUGGGAGCCUUUUCCCUCCUCUCUCACCUCCCUGUCUUUCACAAGGUUUGAGUGCAGUAUUGAAAAGUAUUUAAUACAAACUGAGGAGUAAUAUUUGUUUCUGUUCUGUUGUUUUUGCCUUGAACUCUCUGCCUCCUUCAGCUUUCGAGGUCAGACGGCCAUCAUGUUUUUUAUUUUAUGAAUCUGGCAUUCAAAAGAGAACAACUCAAAGUGUUUUUUUUUUUUAACAGUUUUGCUUUUCUUUCCGUUAUUUUGAAUCCUUUAAAUUGAUAUGAAACCUGUAUUCCUGGAGAGAGAGACCAGGGCCUUGGGGUGUGCGUUCAACUUUUAAAAGGCCAAAUCACAGAAAAGUAAAUAUAUCAGGAAUCGGUGAGGGCGGGUUCGUAGUUUGCCAAGAAUUGCGACUGCAUAAGGACUUGUUAAUUGGUGCUGACACAUCAUUAGAUGUGCACAAUAAAAAUAGAUGCUCCAGGUUGCAGAUAAGGACCUCGCAUAUGUUUAGUAAUAAUAAUAAUGACGAGUGUAUGUUAAAAGCCAAAGAAUAACUCAACUCCAGCCCAGCAGCACUCAUACAGUCGUUGGUGGUGCAUCUGCUCUGUGUUAUAUUGUUUAAAAUAAUCCAUAUCUGGGGCAGUAAGGAGAGGAAAAGCUCCUUUUAUAAGCACAAAUGAUUAAAUCCACUCUCCCGCAGUUUCACCGGUGGUUUAGAAGUCGGUCAGUCCGCCCGUUUCCUCCUCAGUUUCCGUUAAAACCCCCGUCAGACCCUGGUGUCUCUCGCUCUCUGCAUGCUCGCUGUGUUAGUUCCUGUGUUUUCUGUCCCUGGGAACCGGUGCUGGACCCCUCCAUCCUCCCCCGACCUCCUCCUCCUCCUCGCAGCACUGUUCCCUCUUAUAGCUUUUUUCAAAUUGUACUGUAGUUUAUGUGAAUGAUGUUGAAAAACAAAACUCUGAAAAGAAAAAAACUUUGUGGCGACGUCCAGUACGUGUACAUUCAUGCUAAGAUUAUCUGUAUGUAUGUAGCAUUCGAUUACACACAGCACUAACAAAUAAAACUUUUUUCAUUUAUGCA
This is a messenger RNA of Acanthochromis polyacanthus (spiny chromis), 6155 nucleotides long. RefSeq names its product zinc finger protein 319b (gene znf319b). NCBI's taxonomy places the organism in Eukaryota, Metazoa, Chordata, Actinopteri, Pomacentridae. The record is from RefSeq and is a predicted model, not a curated record. The transcript has 3 exons. The coding region runs from base 524 to 2386 and encodes 620 amino acids. Gene Ontology annotation, biological process: regulation of DNA-templated transcription. Gene Ontology annotation, molecular function: RNA polymerase II cis-regulatory region sequence-specific DNA binding; DNA-binding transcription factor activity, RNA polymerase II-specific.